AUGGAAGAAUUACGACUAACACAAGUGUUCCUACAGGGCCGAGCCGGUCUGGUUGCAUGGCGCCGAUCACGCGGCGGCGUAGGUGCUAUGGGCAAGGCUUUCUACAAGGGCGGCUUCGAGCCCAAGAUGAACAAGAAGGAGGCAUGCCUCAUUCUGUCCCUUCAGGAGAGCGGCGUCACUCGCGACAAGAUCCGCAAGCAGCACCGUACCCUGAUGCUCCUGAACCACCCCGAUCGCGGCGGGAGCCCGUACCUCGCGACCAAGGUCAACGAGGCGAAGGAGCUGCUCGAGAAGACGACAUCUUGA
Colletotrichum acutatum is the source of this 306-nucleotide messenger RNA. Its product is annotated as DnaJ domain-containing protein. The transcript has 2 exons. NCBI's taxonomy places the organism in Eukaryota, Fungi, Ascomycota, Sordariomycetes, Glomerellales, Glomerellaceae. Gene Ontology annotation, molecular function: ATPase activator activity. The record is from RefSeq and is a predicted model, not a curated record. Gene Ontology annotation, cellular component: PAM complex, Tim23 associated import motor. Gene Ontology annotation, biological process: protein import into mitochondrial matrix. Bases 1 to 306 code for a protein of 101 amino acids.